UUUAUUCCAACCAACUACCUUCAACCACAACAUAUGGAUUAAAGACCCCCAUCUUUCCGCUUGAUUAUUUCUUUAUAACAACCAGUAUUAGUGUUUCUCCCCUCCCCUUGGUAUCCCCCUGAAUAUGGCUUUGGCAGACAGAAGACCUCUUAAUUUUCCUGAGUCCUCGACCCCAGCGUCCCCUUCGUUUAAUCCUAAAACGCUCAACCUAGUAUCCUCCUCGAAUGGUUCAUCUUCCGUUAACGGCAGUUCCGAUCCAAUAUUGGCUGGUGCUACAAGUUCUGUGUCCUCUGACACCUUUACUUACAAGUCAAAGGUGAAUGAGAUCAAGGGUAAAUUUGCUGAAGGUGAAGUUAAGCCUUUGACUCCUGAAAAAAGUCUUAGCCCCGUUGAAUUAUCCCCCACUCUGAGAAGUAUUUCUCCGGAUUCUUUAAUGAACCCGGACUCUUUAACUAGAUUGAAUUCGAGCUCCAGUAGCUCUACUUCUCCACCAUCUUAUGGUGCCGUUCCGAAGAAAAUUAAAACUUCGAGUAGAGCCCCUAUCGCUACCGGUAUUUCCACCACUAUCCCGGUGACUGGUGAAAAACCUAGACCAGAACAGAAAAACGAUGCUUCGUUGCAGGACGACGUCUUGUAUGCAAUCUUUGUGAUCUUGUAUGAGAAAGACCCAGAGGGUCAAGGCAUGACUGUGAAGCAAAUCUGUGAUACGUUGGUUGAACAGCACCCUGAGAUGGCUAACCUUUCCACAAAAACUUCCAAUCUUGUCAGUGCCAAGUUAAAUGCAUAUGUCAAGAGAGUGGAAAAAGGUGAUGCAAACUUGAAGUAUGCCUUGUCCAGAGAUUGGGCCGAUGCUUCUCCAAAAAGAAUGGUUUAUGUUUACCGUGGUCUUUUGACUGAUGAUUUCCACCUUCAUGUCAAGAGUGCCAUGGAAAUUCAAAAGCAACAACAACAACUUAAUCAAGUUAAUGUUUCUUCUUCCUUUGGAAGUAAUGGUGGUGAAUUUGGUGGUAAGAAAUUGGAUGUUCUUGGUGGCAGUUUAGCUACUUUGCCUCACCAACUGUUAGCCCAAUCAAACCAACAACCACACAUAAAACCAAGAAGACAAACAAUGUAUGACUUGGGGGUUACCAAGAACACAUUCUUGGAUACUCCCAUUGACAAGGCUAACUUGUUUGUUCCUUACUCGUCUGCUCCAGUGACAGCAUCUUUUGCAAGAAACAAUGAUAACAAUAGCGAUGGCAACAACAGCAAUAGCUUGAAUAUCAGAAAGGGCACAGAUGAAGCUGGAAAUGAUGAUAACCAUAGCUCUAACGAGUCACCAACAAUGUCCAAGAUGGAUAUGUCUGAUAUGGAAUUUGAAGACUUUGAAGUUUUUGAUGACAAUGAUGAGGAUGAUGAUAUGGCUGACAUCGAAUCUUUCAAAGCUUUCAAUAAGGCUAAACGUUCGAAAUCUUUGUCUUACCUUACAAUGAACAAGAAACCUCGGAUUCUCACAGCUGCUGCAGCUGCUCCAAGAGCAUCUAGAGCCCCUUCUUCACAUAGUCCAAAUGCAGCCGCUGCAGCAGCUGCUCUCCAUGCUGCAGCUAUCAAGGCUAUGUUGCAAAAUCACAGUACAUCUGCAACUACUUCCUCCACCACAUCAGCUUCAACCGGCUCUUCACCUGCCACUUCAGACGCUAGCUCAUCUGAAACAACAAUUAAGACCGCUUCCAGUCUUGAAAACAAGAAAUGGCUCAACGUUGUCAGAUCUGGAUUCUUGACUCAGGAUAUCGGUACCCCUGAAGACAUUAGUUUGUCGGACUUGGAUAAGUUCUUCAACUGAUUUUUCCUCUCCACGAAUGGUUUAAUUUCUAUUUACGUAUUUCAAAAAAAAAUCGGCGUUCUCUCUUACUCUCUUCUUACCACGUUUUAAAAGAAAAAAUGUUUUAAAAACAAAAGGAACUUAAUUCCUUUGUUGGAGGUCUCUUUCUUUUUAUGGCCUCCAUUGUGUAUACUAAAAAAUUACUAACGGGUUUAUAAUGAUUUGACUGUAGGUUUGUUUAUAAUUUUCUCUAUUAUUGUACAUCUAUCUUACAUACAUU
[Candida] anglica is the source of this 2081-nucleotide messenger RNA. Lineage: Eukaryota; Fungi; Ascomycota; Pichiomycetes; Serinales; Debaryomycetaceae. The record is from the annotation of a GenBank genome assembly.